AAUGGGAUUUCCAAUAUAGGGGCCGGUCCUGAUGAAGUAUGGUUCUAUUAUAGUCCCUUUUUCUUUCAUACUGGUUCCCGCCAACUCAAUGGUAAACCCCAUUACUCACUUCCCCCUAACCCAGAAAUAUCUCCAAAUUCCUACAACUUUACAACUACUCUACAAGCCUACAACAACAAAAAUUAGGGUUCCGAAGAACCAUCUAAGAUGACGGAGUUGAACUGGAAGCAUCAGACGCUGAUUCAAGCUUUGCUUUCACGUGGUCCUCUCAAGCGGGACGACUUCCAUCGUAUCUUCAAGGGCCUAACCGGCAAAACCACAGGCAGUCAUCAACAGCUAUUUGAUGAUUAUCUUUUGAAGAUAAACAAGGCACUCUCUUAUGCCCAGCUUGAGUUGCGGGCUUGCAGACAUCAAUAUGAUGGUGAAAUUUACUAUGGAGUAAUCAAUAAUGUCUCUGAUGAACAGUCCAAGUUAGGAACAAGAUAUUCACAUCCUCAGAUUGCUUUCUACAAAGCUAUUAUAGAGGCAAUUGUUCAAAAUGGUCCAGUUGACGGUAGCAUAUCCAACAUUGAAGCUCUUAAUUUGCGAUUGGAGACUCAGGCUCAAACUGGGACAGGUUCACUAUCACAAGAUGGUUAUUACCCUGCACUGAAAAAUUUCUCAUUGAGUCAAAAAGAAACUGCUCUUCAAGAACUUCUGCGUGACCAGUGGCUGUAUCGUACCCCAGAUGGUAACAUUGGACUUGGUAUCAGAUCUUUCCUUGAUCUACGAAGUUGGUUCCAUAAUAAUGAGGUUCCUUUAUGUGAAGUUUGCAAUGAAGCUGGAGUGAAGGCGGAACUCUGCCAGAAUGAAGCGUGCAGUGUUCGAAUUCAUCAGUACUGUUUGAAGAAAAUGUUUUCCAAGCACAAGGGUGCAAGAGUUUGUUCUGGUUGUGGCACACAAUGGCAGCAUAAAGGACCCAAAGCCGAAGCUGUUGAGGAAGACGAGAAGCCAACUGUAGAAUUGCAGAGUCAGAGGAGUCAGCCACCUCCUGCACCCAAAAGAAAGAGGCUACAAACUGAUGAUGCAGCUGAAUCGAGUGCCUCUCAACCUACAAUCCCAAGUUCAAACCGUAGAAGAGUUACUCGAAGUUCUUCCCACACUUGAUAAAUAUGGUUACAAAUAUUCCUAGGUGAAGAUGAGCAUGCUGUAUAUUUUAGCUCAAAUGUGCAUAUAUUACCUCUUGGUGGAGAGUUUUUUGCUACGAUUAGAGUAACAUUAGAGUUACUAACAAUACAUCUCCCUUAAUUUAACAUUAAUUAGUGAAUUUGGUUAACAAA
Molecule: messenger RNA, 1319 nt
Organism: Cannabis sativa
Lineage: Eukaryota; Viridiplantae; Streptophyta; Magnoliopsida; Rosales; Cannabaceae
Exons: 6
Coding region: 208-1146 (312 amino acids)
Biological process (GO): DNA damage tolerance; double-strand break repair via homologous recombination
Cellular component (GO): Smc5-Smc6 complex; nucleus
Molecular function (GO): ubiquitin-protein transferase activity
Source: RefSeq, a predicted model, not a curated record